Messenger RNA from Cryptococcus amylolentus CBS 6039, 4665 nucleotides. RefSeq lists its product as hypothetical. The record is from RefSeq and is a predicted model, not a curated record. The coding region runs from base 1 to 4665 and encodes 1554 amino acids. NCBI's taxonomy places the organism in Eukaryota, Fungi, Basidiomycota, Tremellomycetes, Tremellales, Cryptococcaceae. The transcript is spliced from 5 exons.
AUGGCAAAGCGCAAGAGGGACUCUCUCCCUCCCACCGCCUCCCCAGCUCCCACAGCCUCCCCCUCGGCUGCCCCAGACGAGGACGAGGGCAAGGCCCAUGUCGUCGUCCAGCUGGCCGACGGUUCCAAGGCCUGGAGAGGGAAGCUCAAGCCCAAGCGAACCUUUGAUCAAUGGGUCCCAAAGAUCGUUGAGCGACUCGGAGUCAGCGCUAGUCCAGAGUUGAGAGUCCUUCACGUUCGAGAUGGUGGAAAGGAAGUUGAGAUCCUUGACGACUUUGAUUUCUCGGCUCUCAAGUCUAGAGCUGCGUCAGCUACUACGCCCCUGACGGUCAAGAUCUACACCCCAUCUACCAGCAACAAGAAAGCAGCCCUUCCUCAAACCCCUACCCCCGCUGCUGCUUCCAAAACCCCCAACAACACACCAGCUACUGUUCAGAAAUCCAAGAAGAAAGGAAAGGGCGAGGUUUCAACAGCCCCUGCUCCCCCUUCUACACCGGCAACGUCCAAGAAGAACAGGGAGAAAGCGAAGGCUAUUCCUCAGCCCGACCUGCCGCCCGUCAUCCAGACAGAUAGACCUUCUCAGCCCUCUCCUGCUCCCCCAAUUGCGCCUGCGACCAAGACAAAGAAGAGGAAGCGUGACUCCACAUCUCUGAAUGUCGAGGAGGCCCCUGCAAGUUCUACCCCAGGACCCUCUCAACAUGCUCAAGGAUCCAAGAAGAGCCCGUCUCCCACUCAGCCCAAGAAGAAGCAGAGAAAGAGAGCUUCUCAGGUAUCUUCACCUCCAGCCUCCCCGGCUCAGAAGGCUCCCACCUUCUCUUUGAACGCCCCCUCGCCUGCUACUGCCACGGGCAAUCCCUUCCAAUUCUCAUUCUCCCCUGCCAACUACAACAAAUACAAACCCGCCAAACCUAGUCCCCUUGGGAGAAUGGACAAUCCUAUGGAAUCUGAGGGUGAAAAGGAGACGGAGAAAGAUGGCAAGCAGAAGGCGCGCAAACCGAGAAAGAGGAAGGAGAAGGCUGCUGCUGCUUCCGAGGCUUCUAGCGUUGCCAAGGCCCCAGAGGUCCCAAUUCCUGCCCCCAUCUCUACCCCUGCCAAAGAAAGCUCUGUAUCUGCGCCUGCACCCUCCACUCCUGCUACUUCCGAUAACACGACUCCGAGUAAAACUAGGAAGCCGAGGGCAAAGGCAACUCCGAAGCCGACCACUCCGGGUGUGUCUAGUGAGAUCAUGAGGAAACAUCGUGAGAUGCUGGCUGCUGAGGCUGCCGCCACAGGAAUCAGCGCCCCUGAAGCUUCUUCAACUUCUGCCUCUGCACCUGCCCCUUCCCAGCCCUCGACGCCCACGCCCAAAUCUGCUUCCAAAGCCUCGAAAGGCAAAGCUCCUGCGAAACCGAAGCCUGGUCCUCGCGCCAGUCUGGCCGCAGAGAUUGCGGCCCAGAUCCUCAGAGAGACACAGGCGAAAGAAGCCGCUGCUAAAGCAGCCAAGGAGAAAGAGCUGGAGGAGGAGGCGGAGGGCGAUGCGAUGGCUGUCGACGCUCCCGCUGCGGUCUCUUCUCCAAAUGCCGCUUCAUCAUCAUCCAAUACAUCUUCACUGCCUGAACCUUCCACUCCCGCUUCCGGAUCAGGCAAGAAGACAAAGUCCAAGAAGGUGGCUUCCCGAGCCAGUACAUCGACCAACAAUACGCCGAAUCACGAGGAUGUGGAAAAGGAGGCAGGUGAUGCCAGUGAGCACGAGGAGCCCCAGGGAGCUGUUGCGACGGCUGAGAGACAGCCGGAUGUUGAGGUCGAGCGUGCGCCAGAUGUGUCAAAUGAGGUGCAAGCGAAUGGAGACUUCGAAACGCGAGAAGAGGAGAUAAUUCAGGAGCCUGUCGCGGAGCCCACUCAGGUUUCACUGCCCCCUCCAAAGCAACCAGAGUGCAUCAUCUGCCAAGGUCUCUCCCACCCUCAAGUUGAAUGUGAGGUCGUCAAAGCGGGCAUUCCUCGUCUGCGACAGGUAUUGGCUGUGAGAUGCACCGAGGAGAAUUCCGAGGCGGCUGUGAAGGCUAUCGAGAUGUGGAUUCAGAGGCUUGGGAGAGUUGCCAAUGCUGUGACAGGUGCCAGUCCCAAACCCUCUACACCCAAGCGAGUGGACAGUCGGAGCACAACAGCGCCCGCAAAGAACUCUACCGUCACCUCCCACGAUGCCCCGACUUCGAACAGGAAAGCCGUGUCCGAGUCAUCCGCUUCAGAUGUGUCCAAAUCCCCCACGCCUCCUCCUGUACCGCCAACACCACUCCCCGAAUUGCCACCUAUAUACCAUAAAGCCCUUUCGCGAAAGGCCGGUCCUGGUUCAGCAAUCAGCGUCUCGGAUGCAGUCAUCGAGACCGGAAGCUCUGCCUCUGAUACCGAGUCUGAGAGCGAAUCUGACUCGGGCAGCAGUUUUGGGGAUGAGGGUAGCAGAAGCGAUGGGAGUACAAGGAGCACCCGUGCUCGCUCAUCGUCCGCCUCAUCGAGCUCUUCAUCUGGUUCAAGCCGCGACUCGCCUUCCCCUCCCCCUCCAGACCUGUCAUCCCUUGACCCGGGAGCUGCUUUACGGCAUUUCCUCACUGCUCCUCUUUCGCAGAAGCAAAGGCGUGCUGCUAGAGACUCUGCAGCUCAUAUGCAGGCCCCUGGAAUAGAUGACGAGGAUGAGCCCCAAGUUGCUUCCGAUGUAGACUCUGAAGAGGAAAGGCGCGCAAAUGGGUCAUUCCAUAGGGGAAAGGAUGAUGAUGAGGAAAGCCUGGUUGACGGCUACGGCUUGGAUGAGGACGAAAAGGAGGAUGAGAGCGUGGUCGACGAGGAAGAGCAUCGAAACUCUGUUCCUGUGGUCACUCCGAAUGAGGAGCCAGGACAGGGGGAUGAGAGGGCAAAGUCAGUUGAAGACAUCGAGGAGUCCGAAUCAUUCGAGACCCCCGUGGCUGUUGCCACUCAAGUCGAGGACAUCGAGCAGGAGUCCGAACCAAUGGACAUUGAUACCGUCACGCAGUUCCCCUCUCAAGAAGUGGCCAUUGACGGCAACAUUCAGACUCCCCCCGAUUCCUCUCAGCUGCUCCAAACCUUUGAAUCCUCCAGACAGUCCUUUAGUGAUCUCGCUGCCCUUGCCAGUCCCGGUGCACCUCCUAACGAACUCCCUGGCGAUAUCGCCAUUAGAGACACUAUCGAUGAGGAAGAUCCUUCUCAAAGGGUGGCACGGGAUGAACCGUCCAUUGAGAUACAUAUUUCAAGCUCCAACAAUGGCCCCAUGUCUCCUCCUGCAUCGGCUCCUUUGCCUCUGGAGGAGGAUUCGCUCCCGGCCACUCAGAUGAUCCCAGAAACCCAGCUCGAAGCCGUCACGCCCACAGCGAGAUCUUUAACUACUAGGAGAAGUACUCGUCAGUCGUCCAGGCAGCCUUCGAUGGAAUUGGAGCGGUCGCCUGAUCUUCGACCUGCUGUCACAUUUCAGGUCUCUCAUGUUCGCAAUGGGGGUGCCUCCUCGCCCCCGCUGGAUCUUCCUCCUUCCUCCUACCCUUUGAACAGUCAGCCUGAUAUCGCUCCUCCUACACCAUCUAGGCGCCGCCUUCGUUCUGCCUCUCGAGACCCUCCACCUCCCGAGGCUGCUCCUGCGCCGAGGUCCAGGAGCACGAGAUCAUCAUCACGGCAACUCGAGGUUCCCUCUACCCCACAACCUCCAGUGAGGCGCUCGACCAGAAGGACCGCUUCGCAAUCCAAUGAUGUUCAGGCUUCGCAGCCCGAACCUGCGCCUGUACCUACCAGACGAUCUUCGAGACGCCAGACGACACCUUUAGCUUCUUCGCAAGUGGAUCAGCUUGAUCCUUCAUCUCCGCCAGCCAAUCAGGCAGAGGUCGUUGAGGAGUCUCCGUUGUUCAUCGCCGAGACGCAACCUAAUGGAUCUCAAGGAGAGUCGCAGGAGAGCCAGACCCAAAAGGAUAUUGGGAGGUUCUGGAAGUAUGGGGGUAGCCAAGAAAGUCCCCUCUUCAUGUCACAAGGAUCUCAGUAUCCCCAAACGCAGGCAUACAAUAUCUACCCCACCCUGGAAUCAUCGGAUACCGAUUCUACUCCCAAAGCCAAGAAUGCGGUGCCCGAAUCAUCUCCGACGGAUCACAUUGGAGAUGCAAGGAGGAACGGUACGCUGAGAAUGGGUAGUCCCAUUAUCGAGGAGGAAGAGGAAGAAGAAGAAGAAGAAGGUGCUAGUCACAAGGAUGACGAUGGGCGAACGCCUACCGGAGAGGACCAGUCAAUGGAACAAGAGAGCGAUGCGUCAGACGACGAAGUACCUAUCAACUCCAUACCCAUCCCCCGUCCUGCGUCUCAACCCUCUCAGUCACUGUAUCCAACAUUGAAACCACUUCCCCAUCCGGCUUCUCAGGGAAGUAGCUUCCCAACGCUGUCCAGCCUGCCUCGUGAUGUUCUCAGGGGCUUCACCUCUAUGUUUGCUUCUCCAUCGAAGCCGCAGCCCGAGUCAAGUAACAAAGGACAGAGCACGAUGAGGGAUGUGGCCGAGCAGAUGCAGGGGGUAGGUGGCGAUGAUAGUGAGAGCGAGACUAGUGGUGACUCGAGUGAGGAGGAGCAGCAGCCGGAAAAGCUUCGAGGACGUUUUGCGGGGACCAAGGCAAAGAAGGCGAAGGCGAAGCCUGUGGUGCAGGGAUGGUGA